Molecule: messenger RNA, 2016 nt
Organism: Adineta ricciae
Lineage: Eukaryota; Metazoa; Rotifera; Eurotatoria; Adinetida; Adinetidae
Source: the annotation of a GenBank genome assembly
AUGGCUACAGCCGCUACAUCUCUUGCUGAUUUUCAUCAAAUGAUAAAACUAUUUGGUGCUGAUACGGAUGAAAUCACCAAUGGUGGGAUAGCACCAACGAUACCAACAGCUGCCACGUUUGUAUCAACGAAUGAACUUGAUGACGAUGACGACGAGGAUGAUGAUGAUGAUAAUGAAGCUGAAUUACAACUAGAUGAAGAAUCGCCGAAUUCAAGUGGCGGGGAAGAAACUAUGUCACACUCAUCAAUGGCAACUUCGUCAGUUCAAAUCAAUAAGGAUGAUUUAUCAUUAACAAAACCAAUCUCGUCAGCAGCAGCCGCUGCACGUCUAUCACGUUUAGCUAACCAGCGUAUCGAUUCAAAUCGAUUUUUAAUCUGUUCCGGAACGAAUUCAUACAACACAAUCCGUAAAACCAAACACGAAGUACGACGUUUUGCCUUAUACUUAGAAGACACAUUUGGUGAAACCUGUCCUAUCGAUGAGUUAAAACCUGAACAACUAUGCACGUAUCUCAAACACUAUUUUGGCAACGUUCGAAAAGCGGAUAAUACUGAAUACGAACCAGAUACAUUACGAAGUUUCAUGUUGUCAAUUGAACGUUAUUUAAAAUCUCGAAAGUAUCCGUGUAAUAUACUUGAAUCACCUGUUUUUGCACCGUGCCGAGAAGUGAUUCAAGAAAAACGCGACACAUGGGCGAAACCAAAUAAAAAUGUGUGCAAUUCCAAAGUCGAAGCAUUUACAUCUCAACACGAGGCGUUACUACGAAAAAUGAACAUCAUCACACGUGAUACACCCGAAGGUCUCCUAUUAGAACUGUUAAUCAACAAUUCGAAAUAUUUCGAUCAGCGUGGUUAUGAAUCAACAAUUAAUCGGUCAUUGUUAUGGGGUGAUUUAGAAAUCAAAGUAGAUUCGACUAAUUCACUAGAAUAUAUCGAAUACAAACGAACACCACAAAUAUCAACAAACAAAGAUUCGAUAGCAAAUGAUCUCCAAACUAAUCUCCGCGCUUAUGCAAUACCGUCACAUUCGCAUGAAUGUCCAGUUGUUGGUUUACGUCUUUUGUCCUAUCAUCGUCCACCACAAUGUUCGAAUGCAGAUGCACCUUUUUAUCUCGUACCACGUACAUCAGCUGAUCAACGUGUUUGGUACAAAACAAUUCGUGCUGGUCGCCAUCGGUUAGAUUUAUUACUUCAACAAGCUAUGCAAAAAGCGGGUGUCAACGGUAAAUUCUCAUGUAUGAGUUUACGCAAGGGCAAAAUCAAAGGAUUACUUGUUCCAACAACUUCCUCAACUAUGGCUUCCGUUACAACUUCAGAUAAUUCAUCGUCUUCUUCGUCACCAAUAACAAUGCCUAUAGAUGAAAAACCCAAGACGAAUGGAACAUCAUCGAAUGGUCACCAAUCGUUAUCAAAUAAUCAUAAACGGUCAACAAGUUCAACAUCCAAUUCUAAUUGUUCCGAAUUACUCGACUUAUCAUCACAUAAUAGUAAUCAUACGGCUGUCAAUCUAGCGAAAAAAGUUAAACGAGAAUCGAACUCACCAGCAGCUCUCUUACCAAUGCCAUCUUCCGUUUUGAACAAUAGUACACAUUCCAAUCACCAACAUUUAACAUCGAUGCUUCCACUUCAACAACAACUUCAAAAUCAUCAACAACGUUCGCUUGGGACUGUCGAUGAUCUACCAUCAUUGGUUGUUCAAACACCAACAUCCGUUUCGAUAUCAUCAUCAACAACAUCAAACAAUAAUGAUAAUCAUAAUCAUAAUAAACGUAAAUUAACCUCACAUGAUACAUUCACUGCACUUUACUCAGCAGCACAUUCGAAAUCGUCUCGACAAGCGAAAAUGAAUGUUUUACGUAAAUAUCUCGAAGAAACACUUGGUUUAGUCGAGUUUUUGACACUCUACGAAUACUUACGACGGAAUUCACAUAUUAAACUGCAAGGUACUCCAAUUGAACACUACGAACAUGUGUUGCCCGUUUUACUCACAUUGUUAAUGCUUGAAAAUACUGCAUAG